UUUUCUGUAAAGUAGCCGUUACAUAUAAGUAGGUGGGUUUUAUUUCAAAAUGCACCAAAAAGCCGCUCUCUUCGAUAUUCUGAAAAGGGGGAAAAUAAAAAGAAGAUCAUUCCUUAUUGGGUUGUUGCUAUCGCAACGACGUCGUUUCUUCUCUUACACGUUUGUUAUAAAAAAGACUCUUUCUCUCUCCGGAGAAAGAAAAAGUAAAAGAACGCUCUUUCUUAUUCAUCUCUCUCGUACCCUUCUUCUACUUCGAUCAUUCCUGAAUCCGUUUUGAUCGAAACCAUUUCCAUCUCCAUAAAUUUUUUGAUCGUCGCGUAGUCUGUCAAUUACAAGCGGAAAAGGAUGGCGGCUGUGAAUGGGUACCAAGGAAAUACUCCGGCGGAGACAACACCGGCAGCCACCGGAUCGAAGCAACCUGCUCCUCCGACUAAGACCGUCGAUAGCCAAUCCGUUCUCAAAAGGCUGCAAUCUGAACUAAUGGGUCUAAUGAUGGGAGGUGAUCCGGGGAUAUCAGCUUUCCCAGAGGAAGACAACAUAUUCUGCUGGAAAGGAACUAUCACAGGAAGCAAAGAUACUGUUUUUGAAGGAACUGAGUACAGACUCUCACUCUCUUUCUCCAAUGACUAUCCUUUCAAACCUCCAAAAGUCAAGUUUGAGACUUGCUGCUUCCACCCCAACGUUGAUCUCUAUGGCAAUAUUUGCUUGGACAUUCUUCAGGAUAAAUGGUCAUCCGCUUACGAUGUGAGGACGAUAUUGCUUUCAAUUCAAAGCCUUCUUGGAGAACCGAACACUAGCUCCCCAUUGAACAAUCAAGCAGCUCAGCUUUGGAGCAACCAAGAAGAGUAUAGGAAGAUGGUGGAGAAGCUCUACAAACCUUUAAACGCAUGAUUCUGAAAAAGCCUCUCUGUAACUUGAUGCAAAAGUGUCACUCGCAUUGGAAUGAUCAUGUUUCUUGUUUUACUUUGUAAUCCCAACUCGUGCCGAUCAAUCUUAGCAAUCAAAAACUCUUCUUUUUGCAGUUACAAUCUCAGUACUUUCAGUCAAAACCAAUAAUAUGUUCCAUACAAACCCA
Eruca vesicaria subsp. sativa (arugula) is the source of this 1075-nucleotide messenger RNA. The record is from the annotation of a GenBank genome assembly. NCBI's taxonomy places the organism in Eukaryota, Viridiplantae, Streptophyta, Magnoliopsida, Brassicales, Brassicaceae.